AUGUCUUUUCCAAACCAGAGCUCUUUGCUGCCACUCGAGCUGGUGGACAAGUGUAUCGGGUCCCGUAUUCACGUGAUCAUGAAAUCGGAGAAGGAGAUAGUGGGAACGUUACUGGGUUUCGACGAUUACGUCAACAUGGUUCUGGAGGAGGUGACGGAAUUUGAGAACACUCAAGAGGGGAGGAAGAUAACAAAGUUGGAUCAGAUCCUUCUCAACGGAAACAACGUCGCUAUGCUCGUUCCUGGCGGCGAGGGACCCGAAGUAUGA
Messenger RNA from Geodia barretti, 267 nucleotides. NCBI's taxonomy places the organism in Eukaryota, Metazoa, Porifera, Demospongiae, Tetractinellida, Geodiidae. The record is from the annotation of a GenBank genome assembly.